CAUUGCCGAAAUUCUUCGAGAUGGACCACAACAACCUCGACGAUAUCUUGGCGCGCCUCGACGAGAUCAAGAAGCUGCAGACGGAGCUUCGGCAUUUGGUGCCUCAGGUCGCCAGCAGCUCGUCCAGAGACAUCGGACACCCCCAGGACUUAACCAGCGACACGUCGAUCCGCUUCCCGUCCCUCUUCACGUUCCCGGUAGUAUCGAGCCUGGAUCCGACGUCCUCGAAGAGCGAACGGGUACAGAAGUCGACCGCGCGCUUGAAUCUCAGCGGCAAACUGUCGCCGAGCGACAGGCGACCUUCGAUCGCAUAUUUGCCGAAGGCCAGAUCGUCCGUGAGGGAAACGAGCGCCUUCUGGGACUCGUCGAGGGCCGUGAACGACGUCGUCGCGACGAAAUCGCGCUCGAGAAACAUCCCGAACGCCUCGACCUCCGCGAUGAACUCGACGACGCCGUAUCUGACGAGGAGCAACACCGUGAGCCGAGCUGCCAAGCAAGGAGCGAUUAAGGGAGGAGUAAAGAACACGGACAAAACGCCGCGCGCGAUCGUCGAGAGGUCGAUUGCGCCUAAGAACGGGAAUAAUUCGAACGCGAAGAUCCGGACUAAGGCUCAAAAUUGUGUAAUUCUACUAAGGAAUAGUACAGCAUGCAUGACGCCGAUUUUCGCCAGUUCCCCUCGGCUUCACGGUACAAUCGUCUGUGCAGACGUCGAACGUGCCAGUUUGCGCGGAAAGGGCAGCGGAAUCGCGAGGAACACGGUGGUGCCUAAGAAGAAGUCAUCGUCGUGAUGGAAACGGCGCGCCAAGGGGCUCAUUCAUCGAGCGGAUCAUGAAUAAACUGAAUUACUGCUUCAUGGACGACAAGAGAGUGACCAUGCCGCAUCGUCACCCGGGCAGUAGAACGCCCGAAAGAGUACACGUGCGCCGUGUAUCGACGAGCGAGGGCGAGACUCUG
Molecule: messenger RNA, 954 nt
Organism: Dinoponera quadriceps
Lineage: Eukaryota; Metazoa; Arthropoda; Insecta; Hymenoptera; Formicidae
Exons: 4
Coding region: 21-788 (255 amino acids)
Source: RefSeq, a predicted model, not a curated record